UGCCAGGCUUAGCAGAAGCAAACAUGAAGGCAGCCACAGUCUUGGUUCUGGUGGGUUUUGUCACCCUGGGAAUGAACAUGGUCUGUGCCAGGAACUAUUUUCCUUCCCAAGAACUGCAAGACUAUGGAGAAUGCCCUGAAUUGCCUGAAGGAACCUAUGCUACUUGUGCUGAAAUGUGCUCAGGAGAUGAUUCAUGUCCCAUGGGGAUGAAGUGCUGCAGCAAUGGUUGUGGUCAUACCUGCCAGAAAGCUGUUUUCAAAAUCCCCCCAUUUAGCCUACGUAUCUUUGGCCUCCCAUAG
This is a messenger RNA of Ictidomys tridecemlineatus (thirteen-lined ground squirrel), 299 nucleotides long. NCBI's taxonomy places the organism in Eukaryota, Metazoa, Chordata, Mammalia, Rodentia, Sciuridae. The record is from RefSeq and is a predicted model, not a curated record.